This is a messenger RNA of Macrosteles quadrilineatus (aster leafhopper), 5631 nucleotides long. Its product is annotated as glycogen-binding subunit 76A-like. Gene Ontology annotation, biological process: regulation of glycogen biosynthetic process. Lineage: Eukaryota; Metazoa; Arthropoda; Insecta; Hemiptera; Cicadellidae. The record is from RefSeq and is a predicted model, not a curated record. The transcript has 4 exons. Gene Ontology annotation, molecular function: glycogen binding; protein phosphatase 1 binding. The coding region runs from base 49 to 1779 and encodes 576 amino acids. Gene Ontology annotation, cellular component: protein phosphatase type 1 complex.
UGUUGUGACUGUGCGCUUCUCUACGUUUCAGGUUGUUGGAGCGAGGAGAUGACCUCUGAGCGAGGCGGGCUGCUCAAGAGCCGCGCUGAAGACUUUGCACGUCACCUGACGAGGCGUCUGCGCUCCCUAGGCGGGGCUGGAGAUGGUGGCGGGGGCAGCUGGGUAGAGUCGAGCACUGAGGUCUACUACGACAUUGACUCAUCUCUGGCGAGUCCCCAAGAAGAACUUGCAGAGCCAAUCUUCAUCGCAUCCCAAAACAAAGAUGGUCUUCCUCUCCAGCGAAGUGAAUCGUCAGGAUCCGAGUACUUUGACACCUUCGAGGAGCUUCCUCAGCCAUCUUCAUCAGCACUCCUGAAGAAAAUCCCUAUCCUCCACCUUAAGACUGAAAAACCAGUUCCUCUCACAAACGGACACACAAACGUCAUAGAUGCAGACCUAGGAUGCACCAGAGUCCAUGUCAUAUCUUGCGAAGAAAUUCAACCAAGUGAAACAAUCGCCGAGAAAGAAACCUGUGAUAUUGUCGAGAACAACAACACCUGGAUUGAUGUGGAAGAUGUGGACAAAAUCGAUAAAAAAGAAGCUGAACCGGUGUUAGAACUUUGUAAUGGUGCUGUAAGCUUAGAAACGCAUUUGGUUUGUGCUGGGAACACAUCAGAUAAAACAGAGACAGAAACAUUAGGAAAUUGUGUGUUUUGUGAUAUAGAACAGGCUAAGUCUACUUUUACCAGUAAUACAGAGUCAAUAGUUCCCCAGAUAGAAGACCAAAGAAUUAGCAGUAGUAUAAACCAUAGUGCAGAUAAGGAACCCGAUAAACUCAAAGAUUCACACCUUGAAUUUUCCCAUCAGAAGCCUAACGGAUAUUUACCUGAGACAGAAGAUAGUGUUUCUCUUUCUGAUCUCCUUCAAGUUUUAAAAAGGGAGAUUUCAAAAGAUUCUGAAUGUACUGAAGAAGCAAAGAAUUUGGUAGCAGAUUCAAAAACUAUUGAAGACCCACAGACUACUUGUCCUAGUAUCGAAGUAAGAGAAUCGACGCCUACACAAUCCCAAGAGGCUGCAGAAAAAGAUGAAGAAUUUGACAUUGAAACAAAAAGGAAAAACUUCCGAAGAUGUUCGAGUUUGAAAAGUGGAAAAACGCCACCUGGAACUCCAGGGAGGAAGAAGAUUGUCAGGUUCGCAGACGUGCUGGGAUUGGACUUGACGGAUACCAAAACCUUCCAAGACGAGGUACCCACGGUGCCCAGUUCAGCCUAUUCAGACUUGCACCUACCUGACGAUGUUCCAUCUUCACAAGCCACUUCCAGUGUGAUGACUCCUCAGACCCAGAAGGUUCUGGUGCCAUUGUUCCCUCAACCGUUUCUCUCUCCCAAUUUCAUGGACCGAGUGAUGGCCAAUAACGUUUGCCUAGAGAGUGCAGCAGUAAGUGACAUGAACCUGUUUGCCAUCACAGGAGUUGUCAGGGUGCGGAACAUUGAUUUCCACAAGAGUGUUUACAUCCGCUAUUCCAUCAACAGCUGGAAGAACUAUGCUGACCUGCAGGCCAGGUACAUUCCCAAAUCCUGUGAUGGUUUCUCCGACAAGUUUAGUUUUGUUCUUUACGCACACACGCUGAGUGUUGGACAGAAGAUGGAGUUUGCUGUCCGCUACCACACAGCCGGCACUCAGUUUUGGGACAGCAACGGUGGACUUAACUACGUAUUUGAAUGCUUACAGCAGCCUGUUCCCAUCGCCCAUCCAGAGAUACCCUCAAGUCCCGCCGAAACUUGGGCCUCCUUCCUCUAAAUUUGAAAAUUUAAAUACACAGAAAGGCUGGUGAGGUUUUCCUUAAUGUUACACAGAAUAGCAGUUAUACUCAUGUGUUCUCAAUAGUUAAAUUAUGUAUGUAUUCUUUAGAGAGAAGACUUCUUUAUACAGUACUCAAUUCCACUUACACUAUGCAGUACAUGGCUAAUAAGAGACAGUCAUGCAAUUAAAACUAUUGGUAUCGUUCUGUGGGCUGUGUCAAGUAUCCCCCUAACCCUCAGAAAAUGUCAGUGAUGAUAGGGUGUACAACUUUCUGUAAAACUUACUCUAUCCCUUUAUGUGAUCUCACUCAUUACAGCAAGGAGGAAAACCUCACUCAUCAAAAUUUCCAUUUCAUUAAAAAAACUCAUAAACUCACUUUCACUCAUAGAUCACUCUAGGGUAUCAGAAGUAGACAUAACAAUGUAAAUGAACAAGUUCCAUUGAUGGGAUCCUGCCUUUAAGACUAAGAGUAGAAACUAAGUCAUAGCAUGUAAGGCCUUCAAGAUUUUUUAACAAUAUUGGUUUUAUUUUUGAAAUUGUUUCCAUAAAAAUUUGGAUCUGUUGUUUUACCAUACCAUUACACAACAAAUAACUAGCUAUUAGAAAGAAGAACAUGAGCUCAGUAGCUUUAUGAAUCAAUUUAAUAAUCAAUAUAUUUUUUUCUGUGUAGAAUAACUCUGCAUUAUUUAUUUACAUCAUUAGUUUUUUUUUUAAACAGAUAUCCUUCCAUUAAGGUCUAAAAUACAUACAUACACUAAUUGUGAUUCCAUGUUUUUAUAUGCUCCUUAGUAACAGUGAAAUUUACCUUAACAGACUCUUUUCAUGGUGAACAUAAAGAAAGAGCAUGUUUUUUUACCCUAAAUGGUUACAAAAAUAUUUAGCUUAGAAUUUCAACUGCAGUUCCCUUUUGACAAUUCACUUUCAAAACACAUACAGUUUUUUAUACAUUACAAUGGGUCAAACCCAAGGAACAAGUCAUUUUUCGCUUGACAACUAAAAAUAACAUGUUUAUAAUGAGUGCAAAUCCUGUUGCAAAAUAUUUUGCGGGUUUGUAGGUCAGAUGGUGGUUAAUCCAGUUGAAACUGUCCUUAGAUAAGUGGUAAUUGAGAGUAACUAUCUCUAGUCAUUGAGUUUAUCAGGGUCGCCAACCUUUGCCACUGUUUGUAUUUAACUUUAAACCGAUUAUCAUCCAUGCCAUUGCAAGAUCAGUGCCUGAAUAUUGAACUUAAGAUGAUACAUUUAUUUAAAUAUAAUAUAGCAGACAUUGACUUGAUAGGACAUAGUAUUCUGUUUCCUCAGUUGGGUUGAUGAAUUGAUAUAGUAAAAAUCGGUCAAGAGGGGCAAAAAUAUACUAUGGUAAAUACAACAAAAUCCAGAGUGCAAAAAAUAAAGUUGUAUUUUACAACUAUAACCUUUCCAGAUAACUCAUAAUUUACUUUAAAACUUAGCUAGUGCAAUUUUGGUCGUAAGUUAGAUUAUGUGAAAAUGGUCCAAUGAGAAUUUUUACUGUACAAUAUUGCCAAAUUUAUUUAGAUCUUUUUUUAACUACUGAUAGAAUGUACUUCAGUUUUCAAAAGUCAAUAUUAGAACCAAAGUUUAAAGCGGAUUUUACUAUUUAUCUUGAAUCAUUUUAAUUUUAUCUUCUUUAUAAUUCCUUGUGUUCAAAUAACAAUAGCGGGUGGCUGGUCAUCAAGUUACAAACUUUUUUGUAUAAGUACAAAGUAAAUGAAGUGUGAUAAGAGGUUCCAAGUCUAAAAAAUAGCUUCCCAAUGAACUAUUUUACUUUUACAAAAAAAACCAUGUUUUUCAACACAAUACAGCAUUUCUCAAUUCAAUAACCACCAAACGGAUUUGAGUAGAUGAUGUCAUUUUCGUGUUCUACAUUACAUUUUGAAUAAGAAUAAUUGAAAAUGAUUGAGGAUAAUAGUAAAAACCCCAUUGUAAACAGUUCCAAAAUUAAAGGUCUAUGAUAAAGGUUUAAAAAACCAUUGGUCUAUUGCAUUUUUCUACAACCUGUAUCAAAAUAUAUUCAAACUGCGCCAUUUUAUAAGCUUUAAAACCACAUGUUACUCUAUUGAAGUUUAGAUCCUGCUUUUGUUUGUUUCAGUGCUUUGAAUACUAGAAAACACAGGGAAAUUUUUUACUGUUUUUACAGUAUUUGCUGACUACAUGCCUACUACCUAUUUAAAAUGUUAAAACCCCUGUGUUUUGGGAGUCUUCAAACCACUAAAGCGAACAUAAGCAGACCUCAGCCUCAAUAGUUGGAAAGCUUAUUAAAUGGCACUGUUUCACAAUAUUAUGCUACCUUCUUGUAUACAGAGUAUUGAAAAAUGCAGACAAUUUAUUUUUAAUCUUAUAAUAUACCUUAAUUUUAAUCUUUGGAACUAUUUAUAAUGGGGUUUUUAUUAUUGAUCCUCCAACAUUUUCAAUUAUUCUUUUUCAAAAUUUAAUCUAGAACACGAAAAUGACAUCAUCUACUCAAAUCCGUUAGCAGGUAUUUAAGAAAUUGCUGUAUGGUGUUGAAAAACAUGGUUAUUUUAGAAAAAAAGUUAAAUAACUCAUUGGGAAGCCAAUUUUUUUACUUGGAACAUCUUACUGUACAAGUACAUGCAUCAACACACUUCAUUUACUUUGUACAUACACCGAAAAAAAAACAUUUUUUUAACACUGAUCACCAGCCACCCUGUAUAUCUUUAUCAAUGUUAGUAAGUUAAGUAUUAGUAAGAAUCACAUAUUUUAUAUACUAUUUUUGUUGUGUUUAUAAUUUUAUUCUUUUUAGAUUAGUGUAAAUUGUAUGUAUAAUAUUUGGUGCUCUAUGUACAAAUUUUACAAAGGCAGAUUUUAAUUGUAUAUUUUACUGGUAUAUGUGAUGUUUCUAUGGUGCCAUAUGUAGCCUUAAAUGCUGCAUGUUUUUCUCUACCAGAAAAAUAUCUGUAAUAAUAAAUAUUAAACAAAACUUUAAAUAAGAGUGUAACUAUAUGUAUAUUUUUAUAGACGAAUAAUACUACUCGAUUUAAUUUUAAGUUUUUAUUUAGAGUUUAAGUUAGAGAAAGCUAAUUUGAGAGCCUUCAAUAAACUUGAAAAAAUAUAUUUUAAAAUAGUACAUUAGGACUAUACAUGUAAAUUUGUUGUAGUACUAUAAUAAAUGUAUAUGUUGUAGUUUUUUGCCAUCACAAUUAUUUACAAUUUACUCUCUUUGUUGCUAGAUAUUAUUGCAAAACCAAUUCACCUCAACCACAUCAGUACUUAAUCUAGACUAUAUUAUGCAAAUGUAAAUCUUUGUUCCAAAAUUUUGCAAUCACAUUUUAUAAUCAUUUAGCCUUUCUCUUGAACCAUAGAUUAAACAUAUUGUGACCCAAAUAUAUUUAAUAUAUCAAAAUAAACUUGCAGUAGCAAAUGUUUUAGAACUUAUACAGUACUUACAUAAUAAUUAUAGUUACAUCAUACUGAACUCUACUGGAAACUGGCAGCUUUCAUGAUUUUAGGACAUGUUUCAUAUUUACUGUAAUCUUUUUAUGUUAAGUAUUUAAUUUGUUAUGACGAUUUUUCAAAUCAUGUUUAAUUAGUUUACAUUUCUUAUUUGAUUUGAUUAUAACAUUAGGUUUUAGGCUACAUUAGAAUCUCUUUCUUCUCUUAACAUUGAUGUUCAAAAGAAUCAUUGUAUAAAUCUGUUAAACUAUAUAUGUUUGUAGCAUCUAGAGAGACUGUUUGAUAAAGUGUAAGUAAAUUAAACCAUAUAUAUUGUAAAUUAUGAAGCUGAAUAUAUUGUUAUCGAAUUCUAUAUUGAUAGAUUUCCUAAAUGUACCUGAUUAUUAAGAACUGAAAUAUUUUCAAUAAAGGAAUCUGCCU